ACGGAAGGGGCUGAAGAUACCUCAAUCUAACGCAGUUCAGACGCAUUGAGAUAGUUUUACCGUUCCUCUCUGAUGCACCAUACCAUAAAGUCAAAUGGUGCGAUCUCGUAUUCUAAUGCUGCCUAUGCUAUGGCUUCCUUUGCUAUUUUGGUUGAAUGACGUUCUCGGCCAGACAAAGGAGCAAAAAGAUUUUGACUUGAACAAAACACCUCCUCCGGAAGAUAGCUCAGAGGAUGAAGUCAUACAUUCACACCAACCGAUGGAAAAUAAAGCGAUCGAUGUGCCAACAACGAUAGAAGCAAAAGUGAAUCAGAGCAAAAAGAAACGAAAGCGUAAAUCAGAAACCAUUACAAAAGACCGAGCCGAACGAAAAAAAGUCCACGAUCGUGAAAUGGCUAGAGAAAGACGAAAAGGUAUUCGUGAGCGUAGACUAGCAGGUACACUGACUGAAAGUGAUAAAAGAUCACUUGAACGAUUAAAAGCAGAAAAAAAGAGAUACGCUGAGAAACAUAAAGAACAUUUGGCAAAGUACAAUUCGAAUUAUCGUCGUAAUCAUUUGAGUGAAUGUGCCGCUAAAAGUAGAAGAUGGAGAAGUAGAAAUCCUGGGAAAAGCAAGAGAAGCGAGUAAAAUUCAUAUCAUAUUAGAAAGCA
Messenger RNA from Meira miltonrushii, 651 nucleotides. RefSeq lists its product as uncharacterized. Bases 95 to 628 code for a protein of 177 amino acids. NCBI's taxonomy places the organism in Eukaryota, Fungi, Basidiomycota, Exobasidiomycetes, Exobasidiales, Brachybasidiaceae. The record is from RefSeq and is a predicted model, not a curated record. The transcript has a single exon.